CAGGGAGGAAAUGGUGUCUGGCCAUGAGGUGGCUGUAUGGAGAAGGUAGCUUUGUGCCUGGGAGCUGAAGGUCAGAAUCCCCUCCUACACUCAGACUCAGAUGUGUGGCCUCCAGACUACCCCUAGAAUAAUGAGGCUAGCUACACCCCAGUGUUGUCCAUUUGCACUGCCCCUUGCAGAUGACCUGGGUUUCUUGGACAUCUGUGUUCUUCUGUCUCAUCCGGGGUCGGGGCCUUGCUUGAGAGCUACAGUGUGGUCACUGUGGUCUCUCUCCUGUCCACUCUCUCCACUGUGCAGUGGAGCCCUCUUCCCACUGACCCUGCUCCCCACCCUAGUCUGAUUCAGGUGACCCGGGAGAGUCUCCGGAGAGGGACAUCUGAGUUAAAACCUGACUGUAGACAAGGUCUAGCGCAAGAGCCAAGUAUGUCAAGGUCUGACAGGAGCAACCCUGGCUGUAGAAUAAGAAGUCCUGAUAGGACAGGGCAUCAGCGAGGACAUGGGGGUAAAGGGCCGUUGGGUGGUGUUGGGCUGAGCCUGCAAGGCAUACUGCCAUGGACCUAGGAUGCCUCAGCACUGGGCAGCCCACUGCUGGGGGGCUUACCCCAAAACCCUCCCUGGCAUUGGAAUUGGGCGGGCUGGAAGGUUUCGUGGAGAGCAUGCUUGGUACCCAUCAUGCACAUCCCAGCAACUCCAUGUCCCCUGUACCAACCAUGUCCUAGCACUCACCAUUUGACCCAGUAUUCAGUGUGCCCCAGCAUCACUAUUUCCCAGUACCAUCAUGUCCUCAGUACCCACCAUGCCCCACCACGCUUCCAGCACCGGCUUUAACAAGUUUGGAUGCUGCUUGGUGUCUGCACAGCUGGAGGCAUGGGUGUAAGGUUUCUGCUUCAGCUUGCCUAGGGCCCCCAGUGCCUGACUGCCGCCACAGCUAUGGGGCUGCCCAACUUGGGUCAUGUAAGCUAUGCCCACAGGGCUGGGAAAGCUUACUAGCAGUGCCCAGACUGGUAAGGAUGCAUAUCUGGGGGUCCUAGGUACCCCAGGUUUAGGACAAGCAGACAAAUAGAGAAGCAGAGAGAGUUACUGUUCUGAGGCCACUGGUCACAGCACUUGGCCAGGGAGCAACCUUCUCUUUUUAGCUGCUAUGUGGCCCCGGGAGAGGAGGCACCCUUUACCCUGUAUUGGCAUCUGUGAAUUGGGGACAGUACCAUCUUCACCUUGAGUCGGUGACAGGCUGGGAAGACCUCCAGAACCCUGCAUUUAGCAAGCCCCUGUAAAGGACUCACACAUGCCAGAGAGGCCUGUCCCUGACCUGCCCAAGUCACCCUGGAAGACUUCCUGGAAGAGGCUGAGACUUGAGGGUGGCGUUGGGACCAGGAGCAGUGCAAGCCUUCACUAGGGCCGGACAGCUGCCCCAGCAGGGAAGGCAGAGCUGGGGCUGCAGGGUGGAGCUAUGGCCAUGUCAGGAGGAUCCUGGCAGGGUGCACGUGGGUUAGAGGUAGGGUUAAUCAUUGUCAUGUAGCCUUGACCCCAUCUGCCCUGGCCACGUUCCCGGGCUACUCUGCUCCUGCUGCCCUUCACGCCAGCUCAGGAGGAGCCAUGGGGCAACGGGCCUGGGUUCCUAGCCCCUGUCCCAUAUCCAAGCCAUGUCCCUUCCUGCUGCUCCUGCUGCUGCUGGUGGAGCCUCGGGGGACCCAGCCCCAGGCUGGCAGGAACCAUACGGAGCCCCCAGGACCUAAUGUCACAGCCACCCCCGUGACUCCCACAAUCCCUGUGGCCUCUGGGAACCUCAACACCUCAAUAGCAAGUGCUCCAGAGGCAGCGCCUGAGGGGCCCCACGGUGGAAGUCCCCUCUCUCCCUCCAGCAGCCCCCCCGGGGGCCAAGUGCUCACUGAGUCCGGGCAGCCAUGCAGGUUCCCUUUCCGCUAUGGAGGCCGCAUGCUGCACUCCUGUACCUCUGAGGGAAGUGCCUACAGGAAGUGGUGUGCUACAACACACAACUAUGACCGGGACCGGGCCUGGGGCUACUGUGCAGAGGCCACCCUGUCUGUGGAAGCUGUCCUUGAUCCUUGUGCUUCUGGGCCCUGCCUCAAUGGGGGCACAUGUUCCAGUACCCACGACCAUGUGACCUAUCACUGUGCUUGCUCUCUGGCCUUCACAGGCAAGGACUGUGGCACAGAGAAAUGCUUUGAUGAAACGCGCUAUGAGUAUUUUGAGGUGGGAGACCACUGGGCCCGUGUGAGCCAGGGCAGCGUGGAGCAGUGCAGCUGCACCGCAGGCCAGGCCCGGUGUGAAGGCACCCACCACACAGCUUGCCUGAGCAGUCCCUGUCUGAACGGAGGCACCUGCCACCUGAUUGUGGGCACGGGAAUCAGCGUCUGCGCCUGCCCGCUGGGCUACGCUGGGCGGUUCUGCAACAUUGUUCCCACCGAGCUCUGCAUCCUGGGAAACGGUACAGAGUACCGUGGUGUGGCCAGCACCACUGCCUCGGGCCUGAGCUGCCUGGCCUGGAACUCUGAUCUGCUCUACCAGGAGCUCCAUGUGGACUCAGUGGGCGCUGCUGCCCUGCUUGGCCUGGGCCCUCACGCUUACUGCCGGAACCCGGACAAGGACGAGAGGCCUUGGUGCUAUGUGGUGAAGGACAACGCCGUGUCAUGGGAGUAUUGCCACCUGACAGCCUGUGAAUCCCUGGUCAGAACCCAGUCCCAACCCCCGGAGGUCUUGGUGACCCUGGCCGCGUCAGCCCCAACCGCGCGUCCAACCUGUGGCAAGAGACACAAGAAGAGGACGUUCUUGAGGCCGCGCAUCAUUGGCGGCUCGUCGUCUUUGCCUGGCUCACACCCUUGGCUGGCUGCCAUCUACAUUGGGAACAGCUUCUGUGCUGGGAGCCUCGUCCACACCUGCUGGGUAGUGUCCGCAGCCCACUGCUUCGCCAACAAUCCCCCCAGGGACAGCGUCACAGUGGUCCUGGGUCAGCACUUCUUCAACCGCACAACGGACGUGACGCAGACAUUUGGCAUUGAGAAGUACGUGCCCUACUCCCUGUAUUCGGUGUUCAACCCCAACGACCAUGACCUUGUCCUGAUUCGGCUGAAGAAGAAGGGGGACCGCUGUGCAGUCCGCUCCCAGUUUGUUCAGCCCAUCUGCCUGCCUGAAGCAGGCAGCUCCUUCCCUGUGGGACACAAGUGUCAGAUUGCUGGCUGGGGCCACAUGGACGAGAAUGCAAGUGACUACUCCAGCUCCCUGCGGGAAGCACUGGUCCCCCUUGUUGCUGACCACAAGUGCAGCAGCCCCGAAGUGUACGGUGCCGACAUCAGCCCCAACAUGCUCUGUGCUGGCUACUUCGAUUGCAAGUCUGAUGCCUGCCAGGGGGACUCAGGUGGGCCCUUGGCCUGUGAGAAGAAUGGUGUGGCUUACCUGUAUGGCAUCAUCAGCUGGGGUGAUGGCUGUGGGCGACUCAACAAGCCAGGAGUCUACACUCGUGUAUCCAAUUAUGUGGACUGGAUCAAUGACCGAAUUCGACCACCCAAGCGGCCAGCAGCUGCCUCCUGAGACCCCCCCCCUGCAAUGGGUGGGAGGGGCGGACUACUCGAGGGUCCCUGUCUACUACCAACAAUAAAAACGUUUGCAAGGA
Molecule: messenger RNA, 3631 nt
Organism: Mesocricetus auratus (golden hamster)
Lineage: Eukaryota; Metazoa; Chordata; Mammalia; Rodentia; Cricetidae
Gene: Hgfac
Product: HGF activator
Exons: 14
Coding region: 1597-3549 (650 amino acids)
Biological process (GO): zymogen activation; blood coagulation
Cellular component (GO): extracellular region; rough endoplasmic reticulum
Molecular function (GO): serine-type endopeptidase activity
Source: RefSeq, a predicted model, not a curated record